AUGACUAUUUUGAAAUCUCACUCCAGUUUGACAGGCGCCGUUUCGCCGGCGAGUACCCAUCAGAGAGAAACGCGCGGUGUGAUCGUGCCUCGCCGUUAUAUUCCCCGGGUAUUUAGAUAUAACAGGUGGAGAUCCAUCCUCUCGGAGCCAUCGAUGAACCGCGAUCCACCGAUGGCGCUCGACGACAGACGCAGUCCGAGCGCCGGCGCCGCCACGCUCGGCGUCCACCCGAAUUCGCCGGAACCGACGCGGACGUCGACCUACACGUGCACGACGAUCGACGGGCGGCGGGCGGCGUCGCCGCCGCUCCACCACCACCAGAAACCCUUCUUGAGGAUAACGAAUUUCGCGCUGGGCGGGCGCCGGUCGCCGUCGCCGGCGGACAGCGUCGCUUCCGCGGAGCGCGACGAGCCGCCCGUGCAGAUACAGACGUUGAAAUAUUCGAUAACGAACAUCCUGCGGCCGGAGUUCGGCAAAUCGGCCGUCUCCAAGACGAGGACGCCGCCGGCGGGCGCGUUCAGGCCGUACGAGGGCGAGCCGGUCAGCUCGCUGGGCGGUUUGCGGCAGGCGGUUUCGCAGAUCGGCCGGUCGCCGGAGCCGGUUUCGAGGGCCAGGAGCCCCCUUCAGAUGUUACCUCAUCCGGAGGAGAUUAAGAAGGACGAGGGCGGCGACGGCGGUGUGCCCAAGUUGUGGCCGGCGUGGGUCUACUGCACUAGGUAUUCGGAUCGACCCAGUUCAGGACCGAGAUCCAGGCGAAUGAAGAAAUCCCCGAAAAGCUCGGAGGACAAGCGACCGAGGACGGCGUUCUCGAGCGCCCAAUUGCAGCGAUUGAAGCACGAAUUCAACGAGAACAGAUACCUGACGGAGAGACGGCGGCAACAGCUGAGCGCCGAGCUGGGCCUGAACGAGGCCCAGAUCAAGAUCUGGUUCCAGAACAAGCGGGCCAAGAUCAAGAAGUCCUCCGGCCAGAAGAACGCCUUGGCGUUGCAGCUGAUGGCCCAGGGCUUGUACAAUCAUUCGACGGUGCCCUGCGACGAGGACGACAUGCCCUUGUCCUCUUAAAUGUUUCUUCUUUUAGUUCGUGGAUUUGGGGAUGCUAUAGGCAAUUCCGGAAAAAUAUUACCUAUACGCUAGAUAUAGGUAUGCAUCUAUAUUGGUUCUAAUAUUAUACAGUGUUAAAUUUGAAAUCUGUAGAUAUAUAAUUUAUCGUUUUUCUGUACGCACACCAAUUUCCUCGAGCUGUUUUUUCCUGACGAUCUCAAUUCAAGUAUUUAUUUUGUACAAAACAUGUAUAAAUAUUUUAUAUUGUAAAUAGUGUACAGUGUAGAUUUAAAAACCGUUUCGUUUUUUGGCAUAUCACGGUAUACGUAUAGUUAUUAUAAAAAAAGAAGCUUUUCGUAGUAUUUCGUCGUGAUGAAUAGUUAUUAUAUGAGCCGCUUUUCUGAUGGUUAGAUAUGUACUUGUAUUAUUU
This is a messenger RNA of Phyllotreta striolata, 1471 nucleotides long. Lineage: Eukaryota; Metazoa; Arthropoda; Insecta; Coleoptera; Chrysomelidae. The record is from the annotation of a GenBank genome assembly.